This is a messenger RNA of Ceratosolen solmsi marchali, 907 nucleotides long. RefSeq names its product E3 ubiquitin-protein ligase Mdm2-like. Bases 29 to 799 code for a protein of 256 amino acids. Lineage: Eukaryota; Metazoa; Arthropoda; Insecta; Hymenoptera; Agaonidae. Gene Ontology annotation, molecular function: ubiquitin protein ligase activity. The record is from RefSeq and is a predicted model, not a curated record. The transcript is spliced from 4 exons. Gene Ontology annotation, biological process: cell cycle; negative regulation of apoptotic process; regulation of gene expression.
UGAACGGCAAUCCAGUGACAGUAAUAAAAUGGGUUGGUAUUUUAUUUUGGAAAGUGAAUCUUCAUUACCAACAGAUGAAGAUGAUGAAUCAAUUUAUUCUAUGCAAGAAAAUGAAACAGAAUAUGUACGUGAUACAUCAGAUACAUCUACAUCUCACAGUUGGAUGAGCAGUAGUGAAAAUGAUGCUAACGCAAAUUUAGAAUAUGAGCUAGAUUCAAGAUCUGAAAAUGAAAAUCCAUUGAUGGCUGUAACAUCAUCAUCAGAGCCUGAGAAUAAGUUGGAGGUUAAAUGUGUAAGUGUUUGCGAAUCAGAAGAAGUAGCUGAUGGUAGUAAUGAUUCAGUAAGCUCUAUCGAUAGUGAAAUAAGAAAGACAAAGUUUUUGAUUUGUAUUCAAUGCAAAAAUCUAAAUACCAAUACUUUGUUUCGUUACUGUAAAAAUUGUUAUCAGUUAAGAAAAACACAUUUCCCACGAUAUGAAGCGAGGAGAAAACAUCGACAUCGAAAAGAAAGCACUUUAAGAAACUUCCAGUCAUCUUUAAGUAUGUUUCCAAAAGAACCGCGAUCGUGGAAAGAAGUAAAGAGUGAAGUAGUUUCUUCUAGUGAUCGACCGAUACAAGAUACAGAAAGCCUUUGCCUUAUUUGCACCGUCAAACCAAAAAACGGCGCCUUUGUGCAUGGAAAAAUAACGCACAUAUGUUGUUGCUAUGGUUGUGCCAUGAAGGCUUGGAUGACCAAUAGUAGUCGGUGCCCAAUUUGCAAUCGAAAAGUUAGUCAAAUAUUAAAGGUAUUCUACGCUUGAGACUAUCUGCUUCUUUGUAAAUUAUAAUGUAAAAAAUCAUGACAAUGAAUUAAUAACUGUAUUAUAAUAAAUUUUUACAAUCACAAAGAUGUAAAGAACAAAUUCGAA